AUGGAUACCGCAACAAACCCUUCUUCUUCUUCUGGCAAGGACAAUGACACCCAGGCCAUCACCAACCAGUCUGGCUCUGGCGUGAACAUUGCCCCCCAGACUUCUAUCAAUCCUGUCGGUUCUGGCGCGGGUACCAACCCCCAGACCACCAUCAAUCCGCUCGGUUCUGGCGUGGGCACUGUCCCCCAGACCAUCACCAACCUUCCUUUCCGCUCUGGCUGGGCCCUUCCUUCCCAGACCAACAAUCCUUUCCGUGCUGGUGGGGGCAUUGCCCCCCAUAUCAAAAUCCGUUUCCCUCCUGGCUGGAAGAGCAUCUCCCAGACCAGCAACAGCAAUUCCUCUCCCUUCGGUGGCGCAGCCGCCGCCAUUACCACCAGCUUCCGAGAGGGUCGCCCCGACACCUUCGACCCUCUCGAGCCUGAGCCCGAGGAGAACCCGGAGGGUGGUCCUCCCGAGAUCCCUACCCAUUGGUACGAGGAUGAGGACGAGCUCGCCGGGCUCUUCGGUGAUGACGACUCCGACGAUGAGGAGUCUGACGAUGAGUCCCUCGGGGACGUCACCGACGAGGAGCUGUUGCGCCCCCGAUACACGGAGGCGUACAUCCGGGCCCUCGAGGCCAGCCUCGACGAGAUCAUCGCCAUGCCAACUCCCGGCGAUGAGGAGCAGCCCCGCGAGGAGGCUGAGGCCGAGGAAGAGGAGGAGACCGCUGAUGACCCCAGCCACGGCGACGAGGACGUCGAGGCGGGUGAGGCAUAG
Molecule: messenger RNA, 756 nt
Organism: Penicillium vulpinum
Lineage: Eukaryota; Fungi; Ascomycota; Eurotiomycetes; Eurotiales; Aspergillaceae
Exons: 1
Coding region: 1-756 (251 amino acids)
Source: RefSeq, a predicted model, not a curated record